UGGUACGUACGGUGUCGUUACGAAGACUUGUCUGGCGGAUCUUGUCCAACCGGGUCCCACCCACGUGACUGAAUACACACACGGCACUUUCCUUCACUUACUUGACGGGACCCGUGAAAAGCCGUGACGGUAACCCACCCGCUCACUCACGGCACGUUAACCCUCCAAUCCACCUCCAUCGCCAUCGCCCAAUCCUCCUCCUCACAACUAACGUCGUUUUCUCUCUCCCACUAACCCUAACGUCCCUCCCAUGCAUGGCCUCCUGUGACGACGACUUCUCUCUCCUCGCUGACGAUAACGCCCCGCCGUCAAACCCGUCCCCCCUCCACCACCACUUCUCCGACGAGUCCGAUCCGAAUAAACCUAGGGCAAACGAUGCGUCGAACGACGACAACAAGCGUAAGGAUCGAGAAGAGCUCAGCGACGGUGGCACACCGUAUAAUUCUCGCAAAAAAUCAAAGCUCUCCUUCUCCGCCGGCGGAGAUUACAGGAAGGACAGGGAGGAGUGGAGCGAUACGGCGAUCGCGUGCCUGCUCGAUGCGUAUACGGAGAAGUUUACGCAGCUGAAUAGGGGGAAUUUGAGAGGGAGGGAUUGGGAGGAAGUGGCUGCGAUUGUGAGCGAGAGUUGUGAGAAGCAAACGAAAAGCGUUGAGCAGUGCAAGAACAAAGUGGAUAACUUGAAGAAGAGGUAUAAGUUGGAGCGGCAUAGGAUGAAUAAUGGUGGUGUUUCGGCUAGUCAUUGGCCUUGGUUCAAUAACAUGGAGUUGAUUGUUGGUAAUUCAUUGCACUCGAAGGCUGUAUCCGAGGAUGAGAAAGCUGUUUCCGGAUCGUCUAAUUCUCUUCGACAAUCCAAGAGGUAUGGAAUUUCAACACCAAGCCCCAGUGGACAGAUGAAUAACCUGAAGUCGUCGAAGUCAUUAACAAACCCUAGAUGGCGGAGAGUGGUUUUCAAAAUCAGUGGUGCUGCCUUGGCUGGCACCGGUCCUCACAAUAUUGACCCAAAGGUGGCAAUGCUGAUUGCCAGAGAAGUUUCAACUGCUUGCCGCCUUGGUGUUGAGGUGGCAAUUGUUGUUGGAGGCCGUAAUUUCUUUUGUGGAGACACAUGGGUUACAUCAACUGGUUUAGAUAGAUGUACUGCCUAUCAAAUUGGUAUGAUGGCAACUGCGAUGAAUUCGAUAUUGCUCCAGUCAGCUUUAGAGAAGAUGGGUAUUCAGACACGUGUGCAAACUGCAUUUGCUAUGCCGGAGGUUGCUGAACCAUACAAUAGGCAAAGGGCUAUUCGGCAUCUUGAAAAAGCUAGGGUUGUAAUAUUUGGUGGUAUUGGUGCUGGCACCGGAAAUCCACUAUUCUCCACUGAUACAGCAGCGGCUCUCAGAGCUUCAGAGAUUCAUGCUGAUGCAGUCCUCAAAGGUACCAAUGUAGAUGGUGUCUAUCUUUGUGAUUCCAGAAACAACAACGUCGUCUCUGAGCACAUUUCCUUCAGGGAGUUGGCCUCUAGAGGUGCUUCCCCUAUGGACACGAUGGCAGUAACAUUCUGCGAGGAGAAUGGAAUUCCUGUUGUGAUAUUUAAUCUUCAUGAGCCUGGGAACAUAUCAAGAGCAUUAUGUGGAGAACAAGUCGGUACACUGAUUGAUCAGACGGGAAGAGUUAGCUAAUAUUUGUGGAUCAUCAUCUCUCUGAUUACAAUCUUUAGCAUUUGAACCUAUGAUCGACCGAUCAUGUGCCAAACUACCAUUUGGUGGGUCUUUCUAAAACUAAUAGAGAACUCAGUCGCGGUUAGGGAAGAUCUCCGAAAAAUAGUACACCGGUUAAGAUGUUGCAGCUAACUUACUUUCUACAGUGAUGACAUGAUUAAUGAUUUGCUUUAAUCCUUGUCCUGUUGUGGUUUCUCUGUUGUAUUUCUCAUAUCGUAGAUUGUUUGGCUUUUCAUAGUUAAUAGUUGGGAUAGGAGAAAGGAGUGACGCAAAAUGUAUUAACAGUGUAAUGUACUGAUAAAAGUUUUUGUCGCUUGUCGAUGCUAAUAACGUUCAUGAUGCAUUAUGGUUAGCUUAAGAUUUUGAUUAUGAGUGGACUUUGAAUUGCUGGAGGGUUUAAAGUGUAUCACAGCUGUUGGUUUA
Camellia sinensis is the source of this 2117-nucleotide messenger RNA. Lineage: Eukaryota; Viridiplantae; Streptophyta; Magnoliopsida; Ericales; Theaceae. The record is from RefSeq and is a predicted model, not a curated record.